AUGCACAACUUGGGGGGAUGCUGGUCAGUCCAAGUUUUGGAGCCUGAUAUAGGGCAGGGUAAUGUGGGGGGAUGCUCGGGCUGGGCUCAGGCACCAGCUGCUGCCUCCAGUCCCUUGGAGGAGCUCUUUUCCUCCCUGGCAGGCGAAGCUGUGCAGCAUGCGUCCCGUGACCGCCGGCCGUAUGGUGACAUUAAUACGUGGCUCAGAGGGUCAGGAGGAUUGAGUGUGCUGGUAGAAGAAGAGGGCUGUGCCCUGGCCUUUGGUGAAGUGCUGUGCCCUACUUGUCAUCAGGAUCCAGCUAGAGAAUAUUUACUUCUCGUGGACUCUGAGGAAUUGCCUCUCCCACCUCCACUCUUUACGAGAGACAGUGGCACAGGCCCUGACUUGCAACGGGCCCAGCGCCUCCUCCUGUGGGGCAGGAAAGGAGCGCCACAGCUGAAGCGAGCCGGCGGUGCUGUGGUGCAGCGCUGCCCCGCAGGCAGCAUCGCUGUUGAUAAACUCGGAGCUCGGAUGCUGCAGGCAGCAGUUCUCAGCUGUCCUGCUGAUACCGUUAAUCUGCUGGAUUCAAAAACAAUUCAAGGGGAGCUGGGCUGGAUCUCCUACCCAUCACAUGGGUGGGAAGAGAUUAGUGGUGUUGAUGAGCAUUAUACUCCGAUCAGAACUUACCAAGUGUGCAAUGUUAUGGAUCAUAGUCAAAACAAUUGGCUGCGAACCAACUGGAUUCCACGCAAUUCAGCUCAGAAGAUAUAUGUGGAGCUCAAGUUUACCUUGAGGGACUGCAAUAGUAUCCCUCUAGUUCUGGGCACUUGCAAAGAGACCUUCAAUCUGUAUUAUAUGGAGUCCGAUGAUGACCAUUUGGUAAAGUUCAGAGAGCAUCAGUUUACAAAGAUUGACACCAUUGCGGCUGAUGAGAGCUUCACCCAAAUGGAUCUUGGGGACCGAAUUCUCAAGCUGAAUACAGAAGUCCGUGAGGUGGGGCCUGUCGACAGGAAAGGCUUUUACUUGGCUUUUCAAGAUGUAGGUGCGUGUGUUGCCUUAGUCUCGGUGCGAGUGUACUUCAAAAAGUGCCCUUUCACUGUCAAGAACCUCGCCAUGUUUCCAGAUACGGUACCCAUGGACUCCCAGUCACUGGUGGAGGUGCGGGGUUCUUGUGUCAAUCAUUCCAAGGAGGAAGAGCCACCCAAGAUGUAUUGCAGUACAGAAGGAGAAUGGCUAGUGCCCAUAGGGAAGUGCUUGUGUAAUGCUGGCUAUGAAGAAAGAGGCUUUGCGUGCCAAGCUUGUCGACCUGGGUUCUACAAAGCCUCUGCCGGCAACGUGAAGUGUGCCAAAUGUCCACCUCACAGCUCUACCUACGAAGAUGCGUCUCUGAACUGCAGGUGUGAAAAGAAUUACUUUCGCUCUGAGAAAGACCCUCCAUCCAUGGCUUGCACCAGACCACCAUCUGCUCCAAGGAACGUUAUCUCUAACAUCAAUGAGACGUCCGUUAUCCUGGACUGGAGCUGGCCUCUUGACACUGGAGGUCGGAAAGAUGUCACUUUCAACAUCAUUUGCAAAAAAUGUGGAGGAAACAUCAAGAUGUGUGAGCCAUGUAGUGACAACGUGCGAUUCUUACCCCGUCAGACUGGACUCACCAACACCACGGUGACAGUAGUGGACCUUUUGGCACAUACUAAUUACACUUUUGAGAUUGAUGCAGUUAACGGGGUAUCUGACUUGAGUACGCUUUCCAGACAAUUUGCUGCUGUCAGCAUCACAACUAAUCAGGCUGCUCCAUCCCCUAUCACAGUCAUAAGGAAAGACAGGACAUCCAGGAACAGCGUGUCUCUGUCUUGGCAAGAACCCGAACAUCCAAAUGGGAUCAUCUUGGACUACGAGGUCAAAUACUAUGAAAAGCAGGAACAAGAGACAAGCUAUACUAUUCUGAGAGCCAAAGGCACCAAUGUUACCAUCAGUGGCCUCAAACCUGAUACCACCUACGUCUUCCAAAUUCGAGCCCGAACUGCAGCUGGAUACGGGACAAACAGCCGCAAGUUUGAAUUUGAAACCAGUCCAGAUUCAUUCUCCAUUUCCAGUGAGAAUAGCCAGGUCGUAAUGAUUGCCAUUUCAGCGGCGGGAGCCCUUAUUCUCCUCACAGUUGUGGUGUACAUCCUGAUUGGGAGAUUCUGUGGAUACAAGAAGUCUAAACAUGGCACUGAUGAGAAAAGACUACAUUUUGGGAAUGGCCAUUUAAAACUCCCAGGCCUGAGAACUUACAUAGAUCCACAUACAUACGAGGAUCCCAAUCAAGCUGUGCAUGAAUUUGCCAAGGAACUGGAUGCUUCUAAUAUAUCCAUUGAUAAAGUAGUUGGAGCAGGGGAAUUUGGAGAAGUGUGCAGUGGGCGCCUAAAGCUGCCUUCUAAAAAGGAAAUUUCAGUGGCUAUCAAAACCCUGAAAGUUGGCUACACAGAAAAACAGAGAAGGGACUUCCUGGGAGAAGCCAGCAUCAUGGGACAGUUUGACCACCCUAAUAUCAUUCGCUUAGAGGGAGUCGUCACUAAAAGUAAACCAGUUAUGAUUGUUACUGAAUAUAUGGAAAAUGGUUCCUUGGACAGCUUCCUACGGAAACAUGAUGCCCAGUUCACAGUCAUCCAGCUAGUAGGCAUGCUUCGAGGGAUCGCAUCUGGCAUGAAAUAUUUGUCAGAUAUGGGUUACGUCCAUCGAGAUCUAGCUGCUCGUAAUAUCCUCAUCAAUAGUAACUUGGUAUGCAAAGUCUCAGAUUUUGGUCUCUCUCGUGUACUGGAAGAUGACCCAGAAGCUGCUUACACCACAAGGGGGGGCAAGAUUCCUAUCCGAUGGACGUCACCAGAAGCCAUUGCAUAUCGGAAGUUCACAUCGGCCAGUGACGCAUGGAGCUAUGGGAUUGUUCUCUGGGAGGUGAUGUCAUACGGAGAAAGACCAUACUGGGAGAUGUCCAACCAGGAUGUGAUUAAGGCUGUUGAUGAAGGGUACCGCUUGCCACCUCCUAUGGACUGCCCAGCUGCCUUGUAUCAGCUGAUGCUGGACUGUUGGCAGAAAGACAGAAACAACAGACCCAAGUUUGAGCAGAUUGUCAGCAUCCUGGAUAAGUUGAUCCGUAAUCCCAGCAGUCUGAAAAUAAUCACCAAUGCGGCAGCAAGGCCAUCAAAUCUUCUCCUGGACCAAAGUAACAUUGACAUUUCAGCCUUCCGCACGACAGGUGAUUGGCUCAAUGGUUUUCGGACAGGACAAUGCAAAGACAUUUUCACGGGCGUGGAGUACAGCUCUUGUGAUACAAUAGCCAAGAUUUCUACAGAUGACAUGAAGAAAGUCGGCGUUACAGUUGUGGGGCCUCAAAAGAAGAUUGUUAGCAGUAUCAAAGCUCUAGAAACUCAUACAAAGAACAGCCCUGUUCCUGUGUAAAGUACCAAAAUGAUGUUGCUCAGGAGAGAAAAAAAGAGAAAAGUUGCAUCACAGGGCAAAAGUGAUGGCUGGUAAACGGCAGAAUUUAAAGGAGUUCUUUGCAACAGCUUUGGAAACGUAACGGUUGAAAUUUCAAACCCACUAAGACACUCAAAUACUGAGUAUAAAUGCCUUAAAAAGAGGAGUGAACUUGUUUUCUAUCUGUUAAUCCUAAAGGGUGGGUGCUCUUGACUGACUGUUAAUGCAGAUAGUAAAUUUCAAAAGAAAAAAAUAUGUAAAAAGUCCUUCCAAGUAAAAAACAGUGAUACUAAAACCUAGAGCCAUUUGAAUAUUAAGUGACUGAAUAACACGAAAAACCCAUGGACGUAAAAGCUGUGUAUUUGAUCUAUACAGCAAACAAGAAGAA
Nipponia nippon (crested ibis) is the source of this 3823-nucleotide messenger RNA. The record is from RefSeq and is a predicted model, not a curated record. NCBI's taxonomy places the organism in Eukaryota, Metazoa, Chordata, Aves, Pelecaniformes, Threskiornithidae.